UUUAGCGCUCAAGGAAGACCAUUUUCUCUGGCAGCCGGAAGUUCCGUCACACGUUGCCCGUCCGCUCUUUAGCGCUUGCCCGCUUUACUGCUCGUCAUUUGCUGUAAGCUGCUGCACACCGUAAGGCAAUCCCCGGAAUUGUAUGAGUCAAAAAACAGAAAAGCCAGUGUUAUCGGGUCAACGCAUCAAGACCAGAAAAAGAGAUGAAAAGGAGAAAUAUGAUCCCGCCGGGUUCCGCGACGCGGUCCUGGUGGGGCUCAACAAGGCUGGCAACGACCUAGAAGCGAUCUACAAGUUCCUUGACACAGCCGGUUCAAAGUUGGACUACCGCCGCUAUGGCGAAGCCCUCUUUGACAUCCUCAUUGCUGGCGGGCUGCUCGUUCCCGGAGGCAGCAUCCAGCUGGAGGGCGACAAAGUGUGCAAGUGGGGAUCAUGCAUCUUUGACGCUUCAGAAGACAUGGACACCAUGCACAGCUACGAGCAAGUCUUUGUCAAGCUGAUGCGUCGUUACAAGUAUCUGGAGAAGAUGUUUCUGGACGAGAUGAACAAGAUCUUGGUUUAUCUCAAAGGAUUCAGUGAGUCCCAGCGCAUCAAGCUUGCUCGAAUGACCGCCCUCUGGAUGGUCAACGGGUCCGUUCCCCCUUCCACUCUGCUUGUGAUGAUCAAUGAACAUCAAGUAAAAGAUGGACUUGCAUUGGAUUUUCUGCUUGAGGUCUUUGUAACCUGGAAGAAUGAAAAGGGCUUGCCUUCGCUCAUGAUGGCUCUGAAGAAAGGUGGCCUUGAAGGAAGAUUAAUGGAAUUCUUUCCAUUGAACAAACGUGGUGAGGAGAACUUCAAAGCCGUGUAUGAUGAAAAGGGAUUGAGCGAGGUUGUCAAGCUUCAUCGGGCGCAGGCCAGCCAGGAAGCUAAGAGAGACCUGCAAGUGCAGCUGGAAGAUCUUCUCUCUGAAGGACGCCCAAUCAAAGAUGUGGUCGCUGAAAUCAAAGAGUCUGCCACCAAGAGCGACAUACCAGAUAGUGAUGUCAUUUCACUUAUUUGGUCUAGUGUCAUGGCACAGGCUGAAUGGAACAAGAAGGAAGAGCUUGUUGGUGAGCAAGCCCUGAAGCAUCUGAAGAUUUAUGCACCCUUGUUCGCCGCCUUUACCACUACAGCCAAAGCUGAGCUGUGCCUGAUGCUCAGAGUCCAAGAGUAUUGCUACGGCAACAUGAAUUUCAUGAAGGUUUUCUCCAAGAUCAUCAUGCUCUUCUACAGAACUGAUGUACUUUCUGAAGAAGCGAUUCUCCGGUGGUACAAGGAGACCCAUUCUGGCAAGGGUAAAAUGAUGUUCCUUGACCAGAUGAAGAAGUUCAUCGAGUGGCUGCAAAAUGCAGAGGAGGAGUCGGAGUCUGGCGAGGAUGAAGACUAAUAAUUAUCGACCAUGCUCAGGUUUUCUAAGAUUACUGCACUGACAAACACAGACGACGCCUGCCAAUAUUCUGGCCGAAAGGACCAUUUAAUCCCGCCUCAUCAUAAAAAUAAAGUUUUGCAAUCCCCAAGACAAAGAAGUUUGCCAGUGCAGCUCAAACAUACCUUUUCUUUAGCUUUGGUUGCAGGUGCAUUUUUAAUAUUGGUGAAGAAAGAUAUCGAUUGAUUGAACAGACAACCAUUUAAACAACUCACAGCUAAAAGUAAUAUUAAUACUAUAAAUUUAAUAAAUACACAUGAAUGAUUGAAUAUCAUGUAUGGAGAGGGUAUAUUACUGUGCUCUAGAAUAACUUUAAUAUAGGUACAUGAUGACAUGGUAAUUUAAUUUCUUAUGUGUUUUGGAUAUAAAACGAACAUGGUGAUGUCAAAUAAUUCCCGAUAAAAA
Cloeon dipterum is the source of this 1849-nucleotide messenger RNA. It is a transcript of the gene kra, whose product is annotated as basic leucine zipper and W2 domain-containing protein kra. NCBI's taxonomy places the organism in Eukaryota, Metazoa, Arthropoda, Insecta, Ephemeroptera, Baetidae. The coding region runs from base 143 to 1405 and encodes 420 amino acids. The transcript has 9 exons. Gene Ontology annotation, cellular component: cytoplasm; membrane. Gene Ontology annotation, molecular function: protein binding. The record is from RefSeq and is a predicted model, not a curated record.